AGAUGGAAGGUUUUCAAAUGAUAUGCUUUUGGUGCUUUUAAGGAAUGAAAAUUAAUGCAACAUUGAUUUUCGUGAUAUUUCUUCCAGUCGUAUUGUUGAAGAUUGAGACAUAAUGACUCUUUCUUGAUAAACGAGCCUGCAUUCUUAUCGCUUUAAACUGUUGAAGUACCAAUGCUCAUUGGACGUUUAGGAUUUCUAUGAUUCUCCUUUCAGUUCCGAUAUUCUUGCCAAAAAGGCGUUUGAAGAAGAUCUAAUUGUCUGUCUUAAAUCUUAAUUUCCAAUCUGAACUUUGGAUGAACAGAUAGCUUUGAUUAUGAUGAUGAUGAUGAUGGAACCAGCAAAUUAUGAUGAAAUCUCUAUGCGGCAGAGCAUUCGUUUUUCUGACAGUUUGAAGGACUUGAAGAAUUUGAGAGCACAACUGUACUCAGCUGCAGACUACUUUGAAACAUCAUACAAAAAUGAUAACCAAAAACAGAUAGUAUUAAACGCAGUAAAAGAUUAUGCAACCAAAGCUGUGGUGAGCACGGUUGAUCAUUUAGGUUCCAUGACAUUCAGAGUUAACGAUAUCUUAAACAACAAGAUUGAUGAAUUAUCAGGAACAGAUCUCCGAAUAUCUUGUAUUCAACAGAGAGUUGAGAAUUGCCAGAAGUUCAUUGAUGAUGAGGGACUUUUUCAGCAAUCGUUUCAAAUGUCUGCCCCGAAAUACCAUAAACGCUACAUUCUUCCAGUUGGGGAGAGGAUUGAUGUUGGUAUAAGGUUCAAAUCAAAGUAUGAAGGAUGUAGCUUGGAUGAUGAAGACGAUUGGCAUCAACUAAGGAAUGCUGUUCGAGCUUCAAUUGCUGAAACUCAGCAGCCUUCUUCUGUCAGAAUGGUGCCAUCAUCAUUACCAUUACCAUCACCUUCGAGGUCUAUUCGCCAACCUGGAAUGUUUACUUUCAUGGGGAGUGUUUCAAGUAGAGAGCUCGAAAAAAGGGCUGUUUCACCACAAUACCGGUUUCCACUACUUCGUCAUGGAUCUCUCUCGAGCCGCUCAACAACUCCGAAUUCAAGUAGGCCGACGACUCCAAAUCCAAGUAGACCUAUAACUCCAAAUUCAAGAAAGCCACGGGGUCCAUCUGAGCCGUUAAAAUCUGUGUCGAUGAGGCUCAAUCCUGAAAUGGAUGGUUCGUAUGAACAAAUACCAAGCAAGAGCAAGCGUUUACUCAAAGCUCUGCUUAGCCGUCGCAAAUCAAAGAAGGAUGACACGUUGUAUGCUUAUCUGGACGAGUACUCAUAGGAAUUUUGGAGAGGAAUUUAAUUAUUAUUAUUAUUACUAGUUUAAUUUUUGGAGAGUCUAAUAAAACUUAUGAUUGUUAGUAACCUCUAAUCAAAUUAAAGUGUUAUGUGUGAUUAUUGAAUGUGAGAACUCGGUCUUUUAUAUCAUAUUAUAAUUAUGUUUCA
Impatiens glandulifera is the source of this 1440-nucleotide messenger RNA. Its product is annotated as protein ABIL2-like. Bases 314 to 1276 code for a protein of 320 amino acids. The record is from RefSeq and is a predicted model, not a curated record. The transcript has 9 exons. Lineage: Eukaryota; Viridiplantae; Streptophyta; Magnoliopsida; Ericales; Balsaminaceae.